Messenger RNA from Paramecium pentaurelia, 1549 nucleotides. The record is from the annotation of a GenBank genome assembly. NCBI's taxonomy places the organism in Eukaryota, Ciliophora, Oligohymenophorea, Peniculida, Parameciidae.
GAUGGGUAUUUGUGCAUCGAAAAAAUAGAAAGAUGAUUUGGCAUUAAAACCAAAACACUGGCCUAGUAGUCCAGGUAGAAGACACACUGGAAAUAGUUUUAAAUAUGGAACUGAUCUUUACAUCAAUUUAAAAAAUGGUUAGAUUGAUAAUUUUUACAUUUUGGGGGAUGUUCUUGGAGUUGGAGCAUUUGGAUAAGUUGUCAAAGCUACUCAUAAACAAAGUGGAUAAAUGAGAGCAUUGAAAACUUUGGCAAAAAAAAAAAUAAUUAAUGAAGAAAAAGAAAAAAUGUUUGCAGAAGUCAAUAUUCUUCGUAAAUUAGACCAUCCAAACAUAGUAAAACUUUUUGAAAUAUUCGAGGAUGCUUAAAAUUAUUAUUUAAUUACUGAGUAUUGAAAUUUUUAUAUUGUUAGACUUAUUUAAGGAGGUGAACUUAUAAAAAAAAUACAGGCAUAAAAUACAUUUUCUGAAGCAGAAGCUGCAUACUAUAUGAGAUAACUAUUAUCUGCCUUGCAAUAUUGUCAUAAAGCAAAGAUAGUUCAUCGUGAUUUAAAAUUAGAUAACCUUAUGCUUAAUGUAGAAUCAGAGAAACCAAUUUUAAAGGUUAUAGAUUUUGGUACAUCUCGUAAGAUUAUCCAAGAAAAAUAUCUGACCUCUAAAUUAGGAACAGUACUAAUAUAUUCUAAUUGUUUUAUAGCCUCAUUACACUGCCCCAGAAGUAUUUAAAUAAUAGUACACAGAAAAAUGUGACAUUUGGUCCUGUGGUGUUAUCCUUUAUACAUUAUUGUGUGGAUAUCUACCCUUUAAUGGAAGUGAUGCAAGAGCCACAUAGAUAUUGAUAGAAUGUGAUAGGUGGACCUUUGAUAAGAAUGACUGGGCUAAGAUUUCUUCAGAAGCUAAAAGAUUUGUUAAAAAACUUAUGACAUAUAAUCCAGAUAAAAGAAUAUCAGCAGAAGAAGCAUAUUUAGAUCCUUGGCUAUAAGGACAUAUAAAUAAUAUAAUAGAUUCAAGAGCUUUAAAUCGCUUAUAACAAUUUUAUGUAAUUAAUUUGAAAUCUAUUUUUAGUAAUCUCAUGUAAUAUAAGAAUUAAUUAAAUAAUAUAUAACUUUUUAAGUUCUAACACCUGAAGAUAAGGCAAAAAUUUUAGGAAAUUUCUAAUCUUUAGAUAAGGAUGGAGAUGGUAGAAUAAAUAGAGAAGAUUUAAUAUAUGGUUUGAAGUAAUCAAAACUAGAUGAGACUGAGAUUGAGAAAUAAAUAGAUAGAAUAAUGGAGUAAUGUGACUUUAAUAAAACUGGAUCUAUUGAAUACAAUGCAUUUCUUAGAAUAAUGAUAGGAUAAGAAUUAUCAGAAAAAACAAACCUAUUGGAAGAAGCUUUUAGAUAGUUUGAUAUUGAUAAAGAUGGUUUGAUAAAAAAAUAAAAUUUAGAGGAUGUUUUAGGAGGAAUAAUAAUAGAUGAAACUCAUUGGGAAGAAAUACUCAAAAAAUGCGAUUCUGAUUAAAAAGGUAUGAUUGACAAAGAGAAUUUUAUAAAACUAAUGUAAUAAUUUUGA